ACGUGACGUGGGGUCGUACUUCCAAGAAAAGCUCCAGGAAAAUAGUUUUUACAGGUAAAAAUAAUGUUUGACCAUUCAAUUAAAGUGCCCCGAUUAUACAAAACUGCUUCAAAAAUCGCAAAAGAAGUGAGUGCGGGUAAAGGCAGUAUCAAACAACUCGUCUACGAAUGUAAACAUCCCAAUAUCAAAGCUUUGUACGCGUUACUUGUUCACACGUUUCAAAAGUCAGCCGAUAUUGAGAAAUUAAUAAGAAAAUCAAAACUUUUAGUCAAAGAGCCGAGAUUUGACCCUUGGUUGGCAAAAGUCCUCAUAACUGAACUGUUGUGGGGCAAACAACGUCUCUCAGGGCAGUCUAAGCCGGUCCAAACGAUCUUGGCCUAUGAACAAGUUUUGAAAGCUCACCUAAGCGAUGUUUCUGACGAUGUAAAGGGGGUGGAACAAGUUGAAAAACCGCGAUACGUCCGUGUCAACACUCUCAAAAUCACCACAAACGAGGCUGUUGAGCGCUUCAGAGACGAAGGCUGGAUCUUAAAACAAUACACAGAGAGUGAAAAUUAUCUCGGUUUUCUGGACGCAGUCUCAAAUCUAGACUCUAACGAAUUUAUGAUUGAUUUUCACAUCCCAUAUUUACUAAUUUUCCCACCAAAAACCGAAUUUUAUCAACAUGCCGCAUACAAGAACGGCAGCAUAAUUUUACAAGACAAGGCGAGUUGUCUUCCUGCGCAUAUUCUCGACCCUCAACCUGGAACAUCAAUUCUGGAUAUGUGCGCAGCGCCUGGGAUGAAAACCACUCAGUGUGCUGCUCUUAUCGAUAAUACAGGAAAAAUUUAUGCUGUUGAAAUCGGCAAAAAGCGAUUUCAAACUCUCGAAAAAAUUAUCGAGUCUUCGGGGGUUUCCGGUGUUGAACCAAUUAAUGCCGAUGUAUUGAAACUAACCGCAAAAGAGUACCCCGAUAUUGAAUAUAUCUUAGUAGACCCCAGUUGUUCAGGCUCAGGUUUAACCGAUCGAGUCGAAACCGGACAACAGGCUAAAGACCAGCACUCAGAACGCAUAGAACGACUGGCAGGUUUCCAAAUUAAAAUCCUGCGACAUGCCUUGUCUAAAUUUCCCAAAGUUAAACGAGUCGUAUAUUCGACGUGUUCAGUAUACGCGGAGGAAAACGAAGACGUUGUAAGGCAAGUCCUAGAGACCUGCAAUAGGUUUAAAUUGGUCCCCGCUGACCAGCUUUUGGGUAAAAAAUGGUACAAUUAUGGCACAUCCGAGUUUGGGGAUUUGGGGAAAUUUUGUUUGUAUGCCAAACCUGAUAUAGACCUGACUAGUGGAUUUUUCGUUGCUGUGUUUGAAAGACUGGAAGACGGCGAGACUAAUCAGUUUUUGAAUGCGCAACUCUUUGAAGAGAAAAUGCGAAUUGUGAGUUUGAUGAAUCUGAAUAAAGGGAAAAGUGAAGAGAAAGUAGAGGAGAAACAAAAGAUUGAAGCAAAAGAGAAUGUGACUGGAGUUGUGGAAAAAAUCGAGAAAGAAGACAUCAAAAGUGAAACAAGUAGCGGUAAUGAAGCUACAAAAAAUAAAAAGAAACAUAAAAAUAUUGAAAUCACCGAAGAUUUGGCCAUAAAAAAAGAAACAGAUGAUGGCCUUGAAGAGAAAAAAGUUAAAAAGAAGAAACUUGAAAACAAUAGAGAAGGUUCAGAAAGCAAGGAUAAAGAGAAAAUCUUAAAAAUAAAGAAAGAAGAGGGCGAAAAUAUCAAGAACGUUAUCAUAAAAAGUGAAACAAAUGACAGUACCAGAAAAACGAAAAAGAAGAAGAAUCGUAACAAUAUCGAUAUUUCAGAAAAUCAGAAUGACGCAGAAAAUCAACUGAUCUUAAAAACAGAAUUAGACGACAAUCAGGAAGGUAGGAAGGACAAAAAGAAAAAGAAAUAUAAACACAGUGGUGAAGAUACGGAAGAAAUUGAACAGAGGGAAGACUUGAUCUUGACUAACGAAACAAAUGAUGGUGAAGGGCCAAAAAAGUCGAAAAAGAAAAAGAAACACAAAAAUGAUAACAAUGAAAACUUGAAUUUAGUCAAUAAUGAAGAAAUCAAUGAAGUCAGCAUAAAAAUGGAAACAGACCACGAUGAUGAAGUUACAAAGGCAAAAAAGAAGAAGAAACAUAAACAGACGGACGAUAUCAAAACUUCAGAAGAAGAAAAUGUGAAAAUCAAAAUAGAAAAAAGUGAAAAAAAGAGAAAACAUAAAGAUGUUGACAUGAUGGAUGCUGUUGUUGAACCUCUUAUUCAAAAGAAGAAAAAGAAAGGUGAAUCUGUGAUUAAAGUCGAGGAAAACACUGAAGAAGAUAUACCAAAAAAGAAGAAAAAGAAGAAGGAUACAAUUGAUGAAAGCCGAGAUUGAGAACAUUGUUCCGAAAUCAGAGCAAGUGGAGUUAGUUUUUUUUACUUAAGAACAAAUUUGUGGAUUAGUUUUUUAUUAUGUUGUUUUUGCUAAUAAAAUGUUCCAUUUCGAA
Tribolium madens (black flour beetle) is the source of this 2500-nucleotide messenger RNA. It is a transcript of the gene Nsun5, whose product is annotated as 28S rRNA (cytosine-C(5))-methyltransferase. Gene Ontology annotation, biological process: rRNA base methylation. Gene Ontology annotation, molecular function: methyltransferase activity. The record is from RefSeq and is a predicted model, not a curated record. Gene Ontology annotation, cellular component: nucleolus. The transcript has 5 exons. Lineage: Eukaryota; Metazoa; Arthropoda; Insecta; Coleoptera; Tenebrionidae. The coding region runs from base 64 to 2388 and encodes 774 amino acids.